Messenger RNA from Trichobilharzia szidati, 8022 nucleotides. The record is from the annotation of a GenBank genome assembly. Lineage: Eukaryota; Metazoa; Platyhelminthes; Trematoda; Strigeidida; Schistosomatidae.
CGCGGGUCACUUUUCAAAAAUGAAUAUGCAAUAUCGUGGUGCACUUUCAAGCGUUGUAUUUCACCAAAGAGGAAAUAUGAAUAAUAACAAUGAGACUGCUGCAUGAUGCCACUAACAUUUUACUUUAUUCUGAUAAGUGUGGUACUGAAAGAGAGUUCGUUCGUCUACCCCAUUUCUCUCGCUGUUUCCCGGAACGCUAUGAAUAGUGGGGCAUCUGUUUACUCACAAGAAUAUUUGAAUGCUUUAAAAUGUACCACCUUUUGCUGUCAAAAUUAUAAGAAAAUCAUAUUUGGAGCAUCAGAAAAAUGGAACACCAAGAUUUUUCAUUCAUUCCACGAUAUAACUGGGAGGAAUAUAAUUUGGAAUUACUAUCAAGAAUAUUGUGAGAGUAAAAUCAGAUCUCAGUUGCUGAUGAAUUCUUCUAAACAUUCAAAUUUGUCACACAGUAUGGAUAUAAGAAUGAAAAGAAGAUAUGAACUAAUUAGAAGAAACAAUCUGGUGUACUUUUGUGCAUAUUGUUUGAAUGAUCACAUUUUGAAAGUGAACACAAAUUCUGAUACAAACAUCAAACAGAGUUCAUAUUUGCCUUUUUAUAAGAAUUUAUCUACGAAACACUCUCACAUAAGGACUCUUCUGCGUUUGUCACGUUCGGUAGUCAAUGCAAGUAGCCAAAAGUUAUUAUUCACUAACACCACAACUUUCAUACCCACAUUUAUGCUUCCAGCCUUGUACAGUGUACCAGUUAGAGCUGUUUCUAUACAUCCAUCCAACUUAAUACCAUUAUCAAGUGGGAAUAUUACUUUUGAAUACAACCAGAAGACAUUUGUAAAUUAUCAAUUCUAUGUUGUACAAAUUAAGUAUGGUAUCAUACAGCUACAGAUGGGUAACGGUCAGUCAGAAUGGAAACAAACUGACUCAUUUAGUGGAUUACAAGUGCUCGAGCAAAACGUUCGUUAUAGUGGACUUGUAGCUCAACCAGAAAGUAUCCAUACAUUGUUCACCGACAGUAUACACAUCACUUGCUUCAGGAAGUCAGCAGUAUCUAACGUCUUAAGAUUAGUUUUGCCAGUUCAUUUUAUUCGAAUUCAUAUGAAUAUUGUUGUCAGUAAACCCCUUUCAAUUCAGAUAAGUACUAUCAGUGAUGAAAUUAACCCGCAACUAACUGGUGUGGAAAGUCGUGCAUCACGACUGGAUACACGGUAUUUAAAAGUGAAAGUUGAACCACAGGAAAAGGAUUCUCUGAUAUGGUUUACUUUGACAAAAACUCCAAAACAUGGACACUUAUUCCUUGUGAGUCGAGAAAAUGGUGAUUAUCGGCAAAAACAUACCACCAAAGAAUCUGAUGAAAAAAUUUACCUUGGCACUGGUUCUCAGUUUACGCAAAAAGAUUUAAAAGAAGGAAAUUUAUUUUAUGUAUUUCGUCGUGUACUGGAUGAAAAUACAGUGCAGUUAGCGAAAAUUAACUCUAAAGGUUUUGAUUUAACAGAUAAAUUCAAAUAUCGUAUCCAUGUAGAAGGUGCUCAGCCCAGAAGAAUUUAUGAUUUCAGUAUAAUAAUUAGCCAAAUUUCUGGCACACUGUCCGUGUCUAAUGUUAAAUUCACUCCCACAAUCACAAAUAAAGAUGGAUAUGUAGAAGAAGGUGAUGAUCUCCUUUUAACGCGUGAAUUAUUUUAUGCGCAACAUCCCCAGUGCAAAAAUCAUUCUUCACGGGAGUUAUCUGACGAAAUGUUUCAAGAAUAUGAUUUAUAUUUUCAAAUACUCUCACCACCAGAACAUGGUUUACUACUAAUAAAAUCACCGUAUAAUUCAUCUACGACUGACAUUGUUAGUUUUGCAGAAUAUAACCUCAAGUUAAUUGAUUAUAAUUUGUUAAUAUAUCGCCACAAUGAUGAAGAAGAGUUCCAGGAUAGUUUUCAUUUUCAAUUCCUGUGCCGUCAAACACCAACUUUUCUAUCAGGUAAUAAAGAUGAUAUGAACUCACUUCUGACAGGAUUAACACAUGCAUCAAUUAAAGAACAAUUCGGCCAACCAGUCACGUCUAUUUUUCGAAUUAAUGUUAUUCCUGUAAAUGAUAAUCCCCCAAGUUUGACAAUAUUACCACUAUUAGUUGAAUUCAAUAAAACAAAUAACACAUUAGACAAAUCCAUUAAAGUUUUGGACUAUGAUAAAGUGUUGCCAGAUGAAUACUAUAAUAAUAAUCCUAACAAAUCAGUCCUUGAAAAAGGUGACUUUUGCAUUUUUUGGGAGGAAGUUAAGCAGUUUCAGAGAAAAGAUAUUUCUUAUCCUAACAUAGGAUAUUUUGUUCAUAAUCUUGAAGGCGAUAUCAGAUAUCAGUUCAGGUAUUCUGAAUUAACCAGUGGUUUUAUCAGUUUCCAACACACGGGUUUUCCAACUGGUCAAAUAAACAUUAAAGUGACAGAUGGAAAGUUCACUACUUCUAAGUUAUUACCGGUCAAUGUAACAAGGCCUAGCUUCUUGGUAUUACAGCCAAAUAUUUUGCUUCUCGGGCCAAGCGGAAGGGUCUUCAUUCCGAUAGAGGUUGUUUCGAAUGUUAACCUCAAUCCAGACAAUAUUUAUGUCAGCGUAAUUCGUUUUGGAUGCUUUGGAAAUUUGAUGUUAUUUGGUUUAAAAAGUCAGGCAUCAAACUGGACAUACAAGGAUUUAUUGCAGUAUCCAUUAUAUUAUGAAUACAAGGCGAAGCGAGCUAAACUUGGAAAUUACAACGACUCAUCUAGAAACGGUACAUACAUUGUCUACUGCCAUUUGCUACAUUCAGCUAACGCUGUUCAUGAAAAAGUAGACGAUUGGAUUGUUACAAGGUUCGAUGAGAUUAAUUUAUUUGUUAGAACAUUAUAUGCUGGCCGUAUGCUACAGCAGGAGGUGAAACUGUCGAUUUCAUUAAAUCAGAUGGAUCAGUGGAACAAAACUCAUAAUGACGGUGAUGUUAUACUGAGUGUUGAUGAUAUUAUCGUUGAAAAAGGACAAGCCACUGUGAUUAAACUCAAAAAUUACACAAAAGGAGAUAAUUUCCAAGACCCUUCUCAGUUGCUUAUUAUUGUAAAUCAGAUGCCUCGCUAUGGUGUGCUCCACUUGUUCACCACAAGCUUUAAUAUAUCACCAAUCAAAUAUUUCACGUUAGCUGAUCUAAUAGCUGAACGGAUUCUAUAUGAACCACUCACAAAUAAACUAGAUUCAAUGAAAGCUGAAUACAGAAAAAGUUUAUUAGCGAGAGAUUAUAUAAAAGUCUCAGUAAAUAGUAAUGAAAUUGAAUAUAUGGUGAAUAAUGAAAAAGCAGAACAACCAAAGGAGGAAUCUCAAACACGCUUGCAGCAAGUAAUUUCGAUUUCAAUAGUGCAAAAGGGUUUGAAUUUGCAGCACUUUAAUUUAGCAAUGGAACCAAAGACAUUUAGAUCGUUGACCGAUUCAAAACUGACGCCCAUCAUAAACAACGAAAAUCCAGUUAGACAUGAUGAACCAUUCAGACAGAAGAAAAUCCUUGUCCGUCCACAGAUGCAACUAAGUACUGAGAAUGAAAUGACUCGCCAACCUGAAAACACUUUGAAAAUGGACUUUUCAUAUAUUCAAAGCCACCACAGCAAGAAUAAAAAUAUUUAUUAUAACAAGGAUAGUGCAAAAUGUGCAAAAAUUCUGUUCACCAUACGGUCAGGACCUAAGUAUGGUUCCAUAAUAUCAAAUAAGCUUAAUCGGACCAUUCGUUUAUUCUCCGACUUGGAUCUCGCUGCCAAUGACAUUUUUUAUCACAACUUUGGAAACAGAUCAGCAUAUGAAGAUCAAGUUGAAUUAACUGCACUAGAACUUACAACAGAGAUGCUGACAAUAAAUCCAGUCAAAAUUAAAUUCAUGUUGAAUGAAAAAUUCCCUCGACCUUAUUUGGUCACUUGUCUACCAAUGCGGAUUUUGACUGGUUCGUCAAUUGUCAUCACAACCCAUUAUAUGAACGCAGCAUUAACAAGCGGAUUUCAGUCAGAUCAUAUUAUGUAUGAAAUUUUAUAUACACAUCAAGGUCAUAUAUCGUUAUUGAACAGUCUACAUGUUAGUGUUAGCACAUUUUCACAAUUGGAUCUUCAUAAAGGACGCGUGGCAUUUGUACAUAGUGGUUUGCACAAGAGUAAGACUUGUGGUUUCUCUUUCGUUCUGACAUACAAAUUAUACCGAUCUGAAAUUUAUCACUUCCAACUGAUUCCAGGAGUAGCAGAAUUAAAUAUUAUAAGCAAUAAUAGAUUGCUGAUGUUUCCUAUAGGAUACGAGAUUAUUACUCCUCACCAUAUUAAUGUACAAAUAAAAUUCACUGCUGCAACCAUUAUCGAUCAUGAAACUACUUCAAAAAUUCGGAAGGAAUGUGAACCAAGUAGUAAUUCAUCAGCAUUGUCAAAAUCAAGUCAGUAUGACUUUGACAAUGAUUUGGGCCUUCAUGUUGUUUACAAAGUGUUGUCCCAGCCUAGACAUGGAAUAAUUAUCAAACUGAGCGAUACAAAAGGGGAUUCAUCUGAAAACAGAAAUGAUGGAAUCUCAGAAUUUACGCAGGAUGAUAUCAAAGCAGGAAGAAUAGCUUACUUAUUUCAUUCAGAGAAAUGGAUUGAAGGUAAAAAGAAUCUUGCUUUUCUGAAACACACUUCUGAUAUUGACGAUGAAUAUAUUGUUUGUGCAAAUAUUGUAAGGAGAAAUAUUCCUGAGAAAAUACAGGAAGAUAAUAAUUACUUUAAAAACAUUUACAGUACAGUAAAACUUAAUAACUCGCAAAGCAUUACAGGAGUAAUUAAUUAUCAUGAUUAUACGAAACAGAUAUCGUCCCACAUUCUAUUUGGUUCAGUUUCAAUAUCCUACAAUUAUGUAUUCAAAUACAAUCGAAAUCGUAUACUAAACAUAUAUCCCUUAAUGGUAUACAAUGGACAGGUUGGGGAAAUUACUGUAAACCAUAUUAACACAGAUCAAAUAAAAGAACUCUUAGAAAUUAAUUCAACAGAGAUUAAAAGCUUUAAAAUUGUAAAGGAAGUCAAGCACGGCUCUCUGUGGUUCGGAUCAAAGUUGGUAAAGGCUGGAAGUGUUAUUCCUGGCCUAUUUAGUGGAGUGUUGUCAGAAAAACUUACCUAUCAUCACGAUGGUUCGUCAAGUAAUGCGGACAGUUUUGAACUACUAAUAAAUCAACUGAAACGAUCUCUAACUGACUAUGAACAACCUGUUAUUUUCCCAAUUCAAAUUCUUCCCAGAAUCAGCGCACCACUGAGACUAAUUAAUCCAACGCCUAGGUCUAUGCACAACAAUCUGAGAAGAACUAGUGAAAAUAUUAUUGUGGUGAAAACAAAUAGUUAUGUUACAAUAACAAAUGAACAUUUAUUCGUUGAUCAUGCUUUUAUUCAGCCACAAUUUAUUUAUAUACAUUUCAAAAUGUUACCAAAGUACGGCAAACUGUAUUACUCAUAUAAUUCAUUCAACCAAGAACAUGACGCUUUGAUACCUGAAUGUGAAACAAUACACAAAAUAACACAAUAUGAUAUAAAUCUGAAAAGGUUAAGAUACUAUGCAAAUCACGCUGUUGGACUUAAGAAUAAGGAUAAUAACCAGGGAGUUCUUCGUGAUUCAGUAGUAUUUGAGGUUUAUCAAAAGGAAUACCCAAAUCUAUCAGUUAAUCAUUUGACCGGUAGUCUAGAGUUUCAGUUGAUAUUCGGUAAUCUAACAUUGAAUAAUUCAAUAUAUUUCAGCCUUCUUCAGAAUGAGACAAAAUUAUGGCUUGAUACUAGUAUGAUAAACGUUGAGCUAAGUGAACAUAGUUAUUACCAAAAGUAUGAUUAUAAUCAGCAGAUGUAUUUUAUUAUUCGACAAUUACCUAAAUACGGGAAAAUAUAUGUCGAUACGAUACCUGUACAAUAUUUCAGUUACCAACAACUACAGGAAAAACGUGUUUAUUAUGAAAAGACGAAUCUCUCCACUGCAAAUGAUUCAUUUAUUAUUAAGAUGGAAAAUAACUUAUGUGGAGCAGCUGUAAGAAGUCGAUUGAUUUAUUUCCACCAAAAUGUUGAUUAUAAGCAAAAUUUUAGUGUUCAAUCUGUUAAUUUUGAUGCACAUCAUCUUACUUUUAGUAUUUAUAUAACUGUGAAGUCAUUAGCCUAUAUUGAUACACUGUAUGUUACUCCCGGAAAAAUUUCUAAAAUCAAUCCAGCAAGUCUAAAAUUGAAAGAAUUCGAAAAAUUCAUUCAAAAACACAAUGUAGCAGCUGUUAGUCCACAUCUACAAAAUUCUUUGGAAUCCUCAAUAUUUACUUUCCCAACUGGAGCAGUGUUGAAAUCUGGAAGGUUUUAUAUUAACGAUAGACUAGUUAUCUCAAGUGGUUACCUAAAUGACGAACCAUCUAGUUCGAUAGAUAUUAGUUUGAAAGAUUUUCAGCUCAAUAGUGUUUCGUUUGAGGCCUACAAAGUGAGCAGUGACAGGUUAGGAAUCUAUGAAGAAAUAAUACCAUAUAUAUUUACUGUGGGCACUUCUGUCUCCUCUAUGAAUUAUUUAACUCCUCCAGCUCUUAAAUUUAUUCAGCCCGGUUUCGGUGUUUUAAAGAUAUCAAUGACAAAUACAUCAUUUUCUUUAUGGAGCAAUAACAGUCUAAAUAACAACAGUAGAAAUCAUAGUAGUGUAUUCUCACCAUCAUUGUCAUCAGUAAAUGAAUUCGAAAAAUUCGGUGAGAAUGACAAAUACUUAGGCACAGGGAAAAUCGCAUUUACAGUUGCUGGACUUGCACUAUCUAUAGCAUUUAUUUCAGUGUUGAUUAUUUGUACUAUAGGCUGCUGUAUAUACAAAUGUAAAAACAAAGCAGUCAAAAGAACAAUCAAUGUUUUGGAAUCACCAGAGAAAUGUGCACCCAGUAGUCUUCCAUUAACAACACCUCUAUCGAAUGGUGAAUCCAAAGAGGGUUCCAACAGCUACAUACUAAAAAGAAAUCACGGAUUCCUUAAUAAACAUUUGAGUGUAAUAAAUAAUAAGGAUGAAAAGUUUGAUACAAUUCAGUGGACUAAUAGUCCUGUUUUAUCAGUCAAAUCAUCCAAAGUAACAUUCAAUAAAAGUAUCAAAAUCGCUCCUGGUUUUCCAGCGGAACUACCUUCAACGUCAACCCUAGACUAUGCAUGUAGUUGUGAUUUCAGCGGUGCAGUGAUCUACUGUACAGGAGAUAUGCAGACAGCUAAUGACCUACCUCCGUGUAUUAGACAAAUCGGAACUAAACUUUUAAGUAGUGCCAGUAGUGAUGCUGAUUCAGUCUUGCAUUUAACAUCACCAACUAACAUAUUACCAUCUCAGGCGCAAAUAAUUCAAAUCCCGUCAUCAUUGUGUUCAAGAUUUCUACAAAACCAACAGCAUCCUUCACAGCUUAUAAACUCUAUUAUCUUAACUCCAAUGCCUACAACCAGCUUAGAUUUUCACAGUACAACUAUACUGGCUCAGCAUGAAACUGUCAAGGAGGUCAGCUUAGAUAUUGAAAACGCUGUCCCUUUGCCACCGUUCAACUCACAUGGAAAUGAUUUUUCAAAAGACAAGUGUACAGUAGUAAGUGAAAAACAGAAUUUAAAAGAUGAUAACAAAAGAAUGAAUAAUUAUCUAGAAAUUACUGAUUGUGAAAAUAUUAGAAAACAUGACAUAAAUACUGACCUGAUUUGUAUAGAUACACUGCCAGAUAAAAGUCAGAAGCACUCUGAGACAAAUGAGUCAAUAACUUGUUUUUUGACUAAUGUAUAUGAUGAAGAUUUCACAUAAAUCAUCUAGUCGUAUGAUUAAGAUAUUUUCCUACCGGCUAAAUCUUUUCUGCUAUAAACUAAUUUCUCUUACAGAUAAAUAGAACACAAUUAAUGAGCGAGUAUACUGGAACUAUUUAUAGAAGCAUAAUGACGGCAACUACUAUUUUUUUAUAAACCAGAAUCAUAGUUUUUAUUUUUGUUAUAUUUUGAAAAAAAUAAAUGAUUUUCUAUAUUUCCUUUGUUUAAUAAGUUUUAAUAUUCGUGUUUAUAUAUUUGUAAAUGCUGG